Messenger RNA from Drosophila mojavensis, 1683 nucleotides. RefSeq names its product probable 26S proteasome non-ATPase regulatory subunit 3 (gene Rpn3). Gene Ontology annotation, biological process: regulation of protein catabolic process; ubiquitin-dependent protein catabolic process. Lineage: Eukaryota; Metazoa; Arthropoda; Insecta; Diptera; Drosophilidae. Gene Ontology annotation, cellular component: proteasome regulatory particle, lid subcomplex; proteasome complex. Gene Ontology annotation, molecular function: enzyme regulator activity. The transcript has 2 exons. Bases 110 to 1597 code for a protein of 495 amino acids. The record is from RefSeq and is a predicted model, not a curated record.
GCCCACCACUAGAGUCUGGCAUUACUUGGCAAUUUUGUAUGCCGAGUUCAGGAAAAAUAUUAAUAUUAAAACAAACAGUAAUUAUACGUAAAUUGCAAGUGCUUUAAAAAUGGCAACAGUCGCUGUUGAUACUGUCUCUCAAGACAUCGAGAUGGAGGUGGAUGCUACGGCUGAAACAUUGGCAGACGAGAAGAAAAAUCAAGAUCUCGCUGCCGUACAAGAACUUCGGGAACAAAUACGCCAAAUUGAAAAGUCCGUGGCCUCCAAGGAAGCACGUUUCAUUCUUCGCGUGCUACGCAAUUUGCCCAUUACUCGGCGCAAAUUAAACGGCGUCGUAUUCCGGAACCUGGCUCAGAGCAUUUAUCCCGUUGGUGCUGACCGCGAGGCUGCCUUGGCACUCACGCCUGCACUCGAAAAAGAUGCCACAGAAUUGCCUGAUGUGCCCAAAAAGCAGGUGGCAACAAAGGCUCCCAUUGCUGAGGUAGAUGCGUACUAUUAUCUACUGUUGCUGGUGAAAUUGAUAGAUGCUGGAGAUUUGAAGCGAGCUGGCGUUUGUGCUGAUGCGUUAAUGUCUAAAAUCUCGAUACAAAAUCGUCGCACAUUGGAUCUUAUUGGUGCCAAGUCAUAUUUCUACUACUCACGCGUGGCGGAGCUGAACAAUGGAUUGGAGGGGAUUCGUUCCUUUUUGCAUGCCCGCCUGCGCACUGCGACGCUGCGCAAUGAUUUCGAGGGACAGGCCGUACUGCUCAAUUGCCUGCUGCGUAACUAUUUACAUUAUGCACUGUACGAUCAAGCCGACAAGCUCGUCAAGAAGUCGGUGUAUCCCGAGUCGGCCAGCAACAAUGAAUGGGCACGCUUCCUCUAUUAUUUGGGUCGCAUCAAGGCCGCAAAGCUUGAAUACAGUGAUGCUCACAAGCAUUUGGUGCAGGCAUUGCGCAAAUCACCACAGCAUGCCGCCAUUGGAUUCCGCCAGACAGUACAGAAGUUGAUCAUUGUUGUGGAACUGUUGCUGGGCAACAUACCAGAACGCGUGGUGUUUCGCCAGGCUGGAUUGCGCCAAUCUCUUGGACCAUAUUUCUCGCUCACACAGGCUGUGCGGCUGGGUAAUCUGAAGCGCUUUGGGGAUGUGGUCUCACAGUUUGGGCCCAAAUUCCAAAUGGAUCAUACAUUUACGUUAAUCAUUCGUCUGCGCCACAACGUAAUCAAGACGGCCAUUCGCUCCAUUGGACUCUCCUACUCGCGCAUUUCGCCGAAAGAUAUAGCCAAGCGUUUGAUGCUUGACUCGGCAGAGGAUGCCGAAUUUAUCGUGUCCAAGGCUAUACGUGAUGGUGUUAUUGAAGCUACCUUGGAUCCCGAACAAAAUUAUAUGCGCAGCAAGGAGAGCACCGACAUAUAUAGCACACGCGAGCCCCAGUUGGCCUUCCAUGAACGCAUUUCGUUCUGCUUGAAUCUGCACAAUCAGAGCGUUAAGGCAAUGCGUUAUCCCCCCAAAUCUUAUGGCAAGGAUUUGGAGAGUGCCGAGGAGCGACGUGAGCGGGAACAACAGGACCUGGAGCUGGCCAAAGAGAUGGCCGAAGAUGAUGAAGACGGUUUCUAAGCUCUUACUUUCAUAAAGAUAUACAUUAAUUUUUCAUAAAUGUGUGAACGAUUAUCAUAAUAAAAUUAAUUUCCGAAAUUUGUAAA